Molecule: messenger RNA, 912 nt
Organism: Porites lobata
Lineage: Eukaryota; Metazoa; Cnidaria; Anthozoa; Scleractinia; Poritidae
Source: the annotation of a GenBank genome assembly
AUGUCUCAUUCUGAUGCUUCCACACUUGUGGGAGAGCCUCUCAUACAAGUUAUUUCUGAGCAUGUCAAUGGAUCCAGUGAACCUAGUGAAACGCCUGCUUUGUUUACGCCCCCGGAACCGUCACCCCCCUUGGCCGGUGAGAACCUAAUGGACGGAAGUGGAGAGCGCCCCUCGGAGCUGCCUGAUGCGUUGCUUCGAUUGCAAAAUUCUGGUCACCAUCUUCAAGUGGUUUCGUGUGCCGCGUGGAAUGUGCGCAGCAACCAUCUUUGAGUUAAAAAGGAAUUAUCUGUUUGCUUUUCAGUUGACACCGUAAUUACAAGCCAGGAUGUUAUCGUAGGGUUCGCCCAGGCAGGCAUUGAUAUCCACGAUAUCACGUCUAUUCAACGGAGGGCAAGUAAUAAUUCGUGGGUGGUUACGUUCGGAGGCAAAGCCGUGAAAGACGCCGCCCUGAACAAGCAGUCCAUUAAGAUUGCCGGCUGUUCUGUCCUUUUGGGGGACUGUGAGAACAAAGUCUCCAUCGUUAAAAUCUACGAGCUGCCGGACGAGCUUCCCAACUCCGUUGUCAUCGACCGUUUGAGCCAUUACGAUCGAGUUAUUUCUUUUCGGCGCGACCGCGUGGCUGACGCCAUCUUCAAUGGUGUUCGCACAGCGAGGAUGUCUAUCGAGCGACCCAUCCCAGCGCAAGCCUUUAUUGCAGGCGAGUCUGAGUUCUGCCAGUUUUGGUACCCAUCGCAGCCAAAAACAUGCAGGAAAUGUGGUGCCGAGGAUCAUCUUGCAGCCGCAUGUAAGGCGCAACGGUGUUUUAAUUGUGAGCGGCCCGGCCAUCAUGCGAAGCAGUGUGACCUGCCAGCGCUCUGGCGCGUGCCUCUCGGACGGCCACGAGACCACCUCCUGUCCAUUGAUCUUCUAUAG